AAGGGAGCCAGGGAGAGAUGCUCUUGACUCCACUCAGAUCCAUCCUGGGGACCAGAGCAGAAGCGGUCCGCACAGCACCCAGUCUCUGCUUGAGCUCCCGCUUCUUCUUUGCCGCUGGGCCUCGGCCCAGGAGCCACGACGGGCGACACGGAGCCGCCAGUGCUGGAGGGGGAGCCGUGGGUGCGGGGCAGCGUGGGGGCCGAGGCCCCGGGACGCCCGCCCGGCCCCAGGCCCCGCUCAGCCCGGGCGCCCCCACGGGUGCCCCCCCCUUCUUGGUCCGAGCAGUGUGAGUGUGCCCGGGAGCCCGGCGGCGGCGGCGGUGGCGGCGGCGGUGGCGGCGGCGUGGAAACCGGCGUGGGCUGGGGGGUCCGAGCCGCGGGGGGCAGUGCCAUGCACAAGCACCAGCACUGCUGUAAGUGCCCUGAGUGCUAUGAGGUGACCCGCCUGGCCGCCCUGCGGCGCCUCGAGCCUCCGGGCUACGGGGACUGGCAGGUCCCCGACCCCUACGGGCCAGGUGGGGGCAACGGCGCCAGCGCGGGUUAUGGGGGCUACAGCUCGCAGACCUUGCCCUCGCAGGCGGGGGCCACCCCCACCCCUCGCACCAAGGCCAAGCUCAUCCCCACCGGCCGGGAUGUGGGGCCGGUGCCUCCUAAGCCAGUCCCGGGCAAGAGCACCCCCAAACUCAACGGCAGCGGCCCCAGCUGGUGGCCAGAGUGCACCUGUACCAACCGGGACUGGUAUGAGCAGGCCAGCCCUGCACUCCUCCUAGUGAACCCCGAGGCACUGAAGCCCAGCCUCUCGGUGAAUGGCAGCGAUGGCAUGUUCAAAUAUGAGGAAAUUGUACUUGAGCGGGGCAACUCUGGCCUGGGCUUCAGUAUUGCAGGUGGCAUCGACAAUCCCCAUGUCCCUGAUGACCCUGGCAUCUUUAUUACCAAGAUUAUCCCUGGUGGAGCAGCUGCCAUGGAUGGGAGGCUGGGGGUGAAUGACUGUGUGCUGCGGGUGAAUGAGGUGGACGUGUCAGAGGUGGUACACAGCCGGGCGGUGGAGGCGCUGAAGGAGGCAGGCCCUGUGGUGCGACUGGUGGUGCGGAGACGACAGCCUCCACCCGAGACCAUCAUGGAGGUCAACCUGCUCAAAGGGCCCAAAGGCCUGGGUUUCAGCAUUGCUGGGGGUAUUGGCAACCAGCACAUCCCAGGAGACAACAGCAUCUACAUCACCAAGAUCAUUGAGGGGGGUGCUGCUCAGAAGGAUGGACGCCUACAGAUCGGGGACCGGCUGCUGGCGGUGAACAACACCAAUCUGCAGGAUGUGAGGCACGAGGAAGCUGUGGCCUCACUGAAGAACACAUCUGAUAUGGUGUAUUUGAAGGUGGCCAAGCCAGGCAGCCUCCACCUCAACGACAUGUACGCUCCCCCUGACUACGCCAGCACUUUUACUGCCUUGGCUGACAACCACAUAAGCCAUAAUUCCAGCCUGGGUUAUCUCGGGGCUGUGGAGAGCAAGGUCAGCUACCCUGCUCCUCCUCAGGUUCCCCCCACCCGCUACUCUCCUAUUCCCAGGCACAUGCUGGCUGAGGAGGACUUCACCAGAGAGCCCCGCAAGAUCAUCCUGCACAAAGGUUCCACAGGCCUGGGCUUCAACAUCGUAGGAGGAGAGGAUGGAGAAGGCAUUUUUGUCUCCUUCAUCCUGGCAGGAGGCCCAGCUGACCUGAGUGGGGAGCUGCGCAGGGGAGACCGGAUCUUAUCGGUGAAUGGAGUGAAUCUGAGGAAUGCAACUCAUGAGCAGGCUGCGGCUGCUCUGAAACGGGCCGGCCAGUCAGUCACCAUUGUGGCCCAGUACAGACCUGAAGAAUACAGUCGCUUUGAAUCGAAGAUACAUGACUUGCGAGAACAAAUGAUGAACAGCAGCAUGAGCUCUGGAUCUGGGUCCCUCCGAACAAGUGAGAAGAGGUCCUUGUAUGUCAGGGCCCUGUUUGACUAUGAUCGGACUCGGGACAGCUGCCUGCCAAGCCAGGGGCUCAGCUUCUCUUAUGGUGACAUUCUUCAUGUCAUUAAUGCCUCUGAUGAUGAGUGGUGGCAGGCAAGGCUGGUGACCCCACACGGAGAAAGUGAGCAGAUCGGUGUGAUCCCCAGUAAGAAGAGGGUAGAAAAGAAAGAAAGAGCUCGAUUGAAAACUGUGAAGUUCCAUGCCAGGACGGGGAUGAUUGAGUCUAACAGGUCGAUCAAAAAGAAACGUAAAAAGAGUUUCCGCCUCUCUCGAAAGUUUCCAUUUUACAAGAGCAAAGAAAACAUGGCCCAGGAGAGCAGCAUACAGGAACAGGGAGUGACAUCCAACACCAGUGACAGCGAAAGCAGUUCCAAAGGACAAGAGGAUGCUAUUUUGUCAUAUGAGCCAGUGACACGGCAAGAAAUUCACUAUGCAAGGCCUGUGAUCAUCCUGGGCCCAAUGAAGGACCGAGUCAAUGAUGACCUGAUCUCCGAAUUUCCACAUAAAUUUGGAUCCUGUGUGCCACAUACUACCCGACCUCGACGUGAUAAUGAGGUGGAUGGACAAGACUACCACUUUGUGGUGUCGCGCGAACAAAUGGAGAAAGAUAUUCAGGACAACAAGUUCAUUGAAGCAGGCCAAUUUAAUGAUAACCUCUAUGGGACCAGCAUCCAGUCAGUGCGGGCAGUUGCAGAGAGGGGCAAGCACUGCAUCUUAGAUGUUUCCGGCAAUGCUAUCAAGAGACUGCAGCAAGCACAACUUUACCCCAUUGCCAUUUUCAUCAAGCCCAAGUCCAUUGAAGCCCUUAUGGAAAUGAACCGAAGGCAGACAUAUGAACAAGCAAAUAAGAUCUAUGACAAAGCCAUGAAACUGGAGCAGGAGUUUGGAGAGUACUUUACGGCCAUUGUACAGGGUGACUCACUGGAAGAGAUUUAUAACAAAAUCAAACAAAUCAUUGAGGACCAGUCUGGGCACUACAUUUGGGUCCCAUCCCCUGAAAAACUCUGAAGAAUCCCCUCCAACCAUUCUCUUGUGAACAGAAGAAAUCAAGUCCCUCUUCCCUCCUCCCUCUUCAUUCCUGUCCCCAUGGGGAGAACAAAUGCUACUGUUCUUGUCCCCUUUUUUAGAUAUGUCAAAAAAAAAUUGAGUUUUCUAGUCCUGUUCUUUUUUUUAAAUUUUUUUGUUUGUUUCAGUUUAUUUUUUGGGAUGAUGCCAUCUCAUUCAUCAUGUGACUGUGCCCAUUCCUGCAUGGACCUUUCCCAAGCGCUAGCACAGGUGCAAAAUCCAUCAGAGCCAUUGUUUUCAUAAAAACUAAGCAGAAGUGAAGAGAAAAGAGGAGGACUGAUGGAAAGACAGACUCUGGACAGCUGCACGGCUUGUGAAGUGAGCUAAAUGCACCACAUGAUGAGAUGCUCCUGGGCAUUUCUCCCUAUCUGUACUGCUGUCUUGCAGCUCUGAACGGUGCAACGUAAUGGCGACAGAAAGUAUCUUAUUUAUAUAUAGAUAUAUAUAUGUAAUUUAUAUAAAAUAUAUAGAAAUUAUUAUAUAUAUAUAUUAUACACUCUCAUAUAAUAUAUAUAUAUAUUCACACACAUUUGGGUUAGAAAAUCUAUGGAGACUUCAUCAAUGGUACUAUGUUAUUAGAGAAAUGCUUUAAUUUUCAUAUUCCAAUCAGAUGGCAUCUUCUAUCCCAGCUGGUUGGGAAGGGAUUGAAGAUGGUAGCAAGUGCUGCACUAAGGGCACUCGCAUUUGGUCAUUCUCUUGAGAGCUAGGAGGGGUCAGCCUGAGGCCUGAGAGAAAGGGCUUUUGCCUGGGGUGAGAGGGUUAGAGACUUGACCUGAAAGCAGCUGCUGCCCUUGAGGUGCAGCCAGUCCUGUGUGUGGACAGAGAGAAUGGCUAAUGAUGCUCCGCGUGGAAUUGCCUAUUGUUUUAUGCCACCUGAUGUGUCUGCAUGAGAGGUUUCCUUUUUGUUCCUUUUUAAGCUGCUGUUAAACCAAAACCAUGUUGUGCUACUGUGUCAGCCUUUUCAUUAUUGCAAAUUUUACUUUUACUAUUUAAGUGAAUGCAUAGAAUCCAGUUUGCCAAGGUUCUAAAGGCUUAUGAGGUCCUGAAGGAGCCAGGCCUUGUGAUGGAGUAGGUGACACAGGCCUGGUUGUCCUGUCAGCAGAAGGGAGAGCAGGGGCUGGGCUGAGAGGAGGACACGCAGGACUCCACUGAGGUUCCUUUCUGGGUUCCACCAACAGGGACAGGGAGUCAUUUGCCUUCCAGUUCUGUGCUGGGAUGGCGGGACAGCACUUGGCUUGCUUGGCCAGCCGCGUCGUGAGUUUGAUUUGGUUUUUUUUUUUGCAGCUGCUUCAUAUGCUCUGCUCCAGCCCCUCCCCAACAGCUGGUAGCUUAUGGUUUCUUCAAGAGGAAAGUAGACUUUAUGCUGUACAUUUGAGCUGUAGAGCUAAGAUUCGCUUGCUGGUGAGCUGUGAAACCUUGUUGCUUUUUCCCAGAGUCUGAUGGCAGUGACUGUGGUCAAGGGAAUCUUCACCACCACAAGUGCAGGCAGCAGGUGUGGUUCAGGUCUUCCCCCACCCCACUGUGCUCCUUUGAAGCCAACGUGCCUCCCUCGCCUCCAUACUGGAGGGACGAUGCAGGGGAGAACAGAGAAGUGCUUGGCCCUAGGGUUGAGGCAUUUGUUUCCUAGCCCGCUGGGUUAGGGCUGGUGUCAGCAAGGCAAUGUUGAGGAUGCUUUAAGCACUACCAGCCAAAUCCGGGAACUCUGUUAACAGUUGUCCAACCAGCAGAAUGAGGCUAACUGUAUAAAGCAUGGGACCCAGGAUGAGGAUAAGGAAAGGGCAGUGGCUUUCCCUGGGCAGUACACUGACUUGAAGGCAAAGAAGGAUAAAGUGACAGCCAACUGUGACUCUGGUGAGGAGGGGUGAGCAGAGAGGUUGAUUCUCUGUUGUUAACUAUGUGGCGAAGUCUCAGCCAUGCUCAGCCCUCCCCCCUCCCAGGGAAGAGAAACAAAGAUUCAAAGUAAGCAUGACACUAGUUGGUUUACCAGUGUUCCUUCCAAGGAGACAUAUAUUUUUUAAUAAACGAUAGUUGCAAUGAACUGUGGCUCAGAGACCUUCUUGAAGUAGUUGAGAAGGGAGGGCGUGGGCAAAGUAGUGGGAAGAACAUCCCAAACUUUUGGGGGCCAGAGGGCUUUCUCCUUAGUGAUGAUGAGCUAGCUGAGCUGGGCCGUCCUGAGGAUCGGUACAGCUCCCUGCGGUGGUGACAGGCCCUUUGUGAAAGGUGGGUGCUUGGUCUUCCACCCCAGCCCCAGACACUGCUUCAAACAGCACCAACUAGAUGGGAGUCCACAUCUGUGGUGGCAAAAUGCUGACAUUUUCCCAAGAGGUACACAAGGUGGGAGAGGCCUGCUAUAGCAAAGGUGUGUGUUAGAGAAAGCAGGGGCCUGAUUUAGUAGUAGAGAACUGGGUGAGAAAAAUGGCCAGAGAAAGUGACCUGCCAGCUACCAGUGUUUCCAAAAAUGAGGGUGGGAUGGGCCUAGUUGCAGAGCAGGACAGCAGUCAUCCCCAUCGCCUUCUGAGGAGGGGAGGGGUGCUUAGAGCAGGCAGUUCUGGCAGUUCUGACGUGGCAGGCGCCAUUGCAACUUGUGCGGAGGAGUCUUAGGAAGUGCUGUCAUAAUUCAUAAGGUCAAGAGCAACAUCUGGAUGAAUGAGCCACCUGAAAUGUGUGUGGGCUGAGCCACAGGAAGGGUGAGUCCUCUUGCUUGUGGCGCUUUCUGGUGUGCAGGUUGCUUGCUUUCCCACAUUCUCUCAUUUGCUAGAAGGCAGCCCAACAAAAGGGAGUCCCCAAAGAGCUCCAUGAGAGCUUAAGAAAAUUCAUCUCCUGAGGGCAAAGAGAACAAAGAUCUGGCCUAUGGUCACACUGUUGAGGCUCUGUCUUCACAGCUGAUGUUCUCCUAGUGGAGGUACAGCUGAAGAACAUUCAGCCCCAGCACGAGAAGAUACAGAGCAACUUGGAAACCCCAAAAGGAGACAUACCCUUAACACUGUGCCGUGCUGUGCUGUGCCGUGUCCUGAGGGAGGAGAGAGCCCUAUCUCCUCCUGGUUUUGUUGCUGACAUUGCAGCUGAUCAUGCCUUGACUCCUUCAUCUCUAACAGAGGAAGAACUGUAUUAUCAAACCUAUGGUCUACCCAUGAAUAAAUAAAAUAUUUGUUCAAUCACAAA
Molecule: messenger RNA, 6213 nt
Organism: Chlorocebus sabaeus (green monkey)
Lineage: Eukaryota; Metazoa; Chordata; Mammalia; Primates; Cercopithecidae
Gene: DLG3
Product: discs large MAGUK scaffold protein 3
Biological process (GO): receptor clustering; cell-cell adhesion; establishment or maintenance of epithelial cell apical/basal polarity
Cellular component (GO): neuron projection; postsynaptic density membrane; neuromuscular junction
Molecular function (GO): protein kinase binding; ionotropic glutamate receptor binding
Source: RefSeq, a predicted model, not a curated record